AUGCAAAUAGAGCAGUUGUAUUUGUACUUGGCGGUUUCUCCAUCGGCAGUAAGUUCAGCCUUAGUCCGCGAAGAGGAUGGAAUCCAAAAGCCAGUAUAUUAUACUAGCCGUGCAUUCAGAGGGGCAGAAGAGAGGUACCCAAGGAUAGAAAAGUUGGCCCUUGCCCUAGUUAUCUCUGCAAGGAAACUCGGGCCUUACUUCCAAGCACAUACCAUAAUAGUAUUGACAGACCAACCACUUAGGCAAGUCCUCCGCAAACCUGAUACUUCGGGGCGACUCAUGAAGUGGUCAGUAGAACUUGGAGAGUUUGAUAUCCAAUACAAACCCAGAACGGCCUUAAAAGCUCAAGUACUGGCAGAUGUUAUAGUAGAAUUCACAUCAGAAGAUAGGCACGAGCACGGCGUAGAUGAACAAGAAGAAACUGAAUCUACUUGGACAUUGUAUGUGGAUGGAUCGGUCAACGCCCGUGCAAGUGGGGCGGGGCUAGUACUUGUUUCCCCAGAGGGGGAAUGCAUUAAAUACGCUAUCAGGUUUGGGUUUAAAGCAACCAACAAUGAGGCGGAAUAUGAAGCCCUCCUGGCAGGCCUCAUGAUGGCUAAAGCCCUAGAAGUUGAGCAACUAAUAGCGUAUACUGAUUUUCAACUAAUAACUGGACAAGUCCAGGGGGAAUAUGAAGCAAAGGAUGAGAAGAUGAAGACCUAUCUGCAUAAGAUAGAAGAUAUCAAAGGCUUCUUUAAAAAGUUUUCCAUUCAUCAGAUUCCCCGAGAAGAUAAUGGUCAAGCAGACGCUUUAGCCAGACUAGCAACCGCAGCAGAGGAGGAUAAAGCUAUACCUGUGGAACAUUUGGAUGAGCCUAGCAUAGUUUGGGAUUGGCCACAGAAAAUACACCAAGUGAUCCAAGGUAUGGAAUGGGCAAAACCCAUUAUCAGGUACAUAGAGAAUGAAGAGCUACCCCAGGAUCGCAUGGAAGCACGAAAGAUCAGGAUGUGUGCAGCAAAAUAUUGCCUCAUUGAAGGGGUUCUCUACAAGAAGGGAUUUUCUCUACCCUACUUGCAUUGUGUCUCCAUAGAUGAGGCGAAUUACAUUCUAAAGGAUAUACAUGAAAGCCUUUGUGGAAACCAUGCUGGGGCAGAUCACUAG
Messenger RNA from Cornus florida, 1140 nucleotides. RefSeq lists its product as uncharacterized. Gene Ontology annotation, molecular function: nucleic acid binding; RNA-DNA hybrid ribonuclease activity. The record is from RefSeq and is a predicted model, not a curated record. Bases 1 to 1140 code for a protein of 379 amino acids. NCBI's taxonomy places the organism in Eukaryota, Viridiplantae, Streptophyta, Magnoliopsida, Cornales, Cornaceae. The transcript has a single exon.